AUGAACAACAUCUGGCGUCGCUUCCGUCGUCUGAUUGGCGAUGGAGGCGACGGUUUGGUUGAUAAUCAACCAGAUUACGAGGCCAAUCGACCAGCCUCACAGUCCUCAGGAAACACAUUAGAGCCUCCAAAGCUGAGUAUUACAAGAUCGAGGGAGACAAGUUCAUUGAAAGCUCCAAAACGGAAACCGAGACCAGUGCAUAGAUCUGCUACGGACACGCAGAAGGCCGAUGAUGGGCAUUGGGAAUCAAAUUCGGAAGAAGAAAGCUCCACGGCCAGAUUAUCGAGACGAUCUUCAGUUCUCGUAAGUUUAAUUUUAGUCAUGAUCAUGGAUGUUCUCAUAAUUUUAUUAAUCAAAUCAUCCACUGCAGGUGGAUAUUAUGACCUUGUUCCGUCGAUCUUCCAGUUUUGGUCCCAAGAAACGAUCCAAAUACGAAGAAGAGUAAGUGAUUUGUCAAGAUACUUUCCUCUUCUUCCACUUUCCGUACACUUAAAUUGCCACUUGACUAAUAAUCCAUAACUUUUUUUUGCCUCAUCCCAUUUGCCCAUUAUAAUAUUAUUUCGCUGCUAUGAUCUCCGACGUCUUGAGUCGGACCAAAUAAUAUUUUAUUGUUAUCAAAGGGGGAGUCUCUUCGAAUUGGUUGCGGCUUCUGCUGGCUUGAUCUCGUCUCCCUUCCAGCCAGGUGUUUUAUGAAGAUUCAAAGGGGCCCUAAGGGCAGUUAUUUGUAAGAAAAAGCUCAGUCUUUGUGUUGAAAAAUGGCCGACAAAUGACAUUUCAUGUUAUUUUCACUCUUUGCAAUCACAAAUUAACCGUAAAUACAAUUAGAACUUACGGUUUCAGUGACUCAGAUAUCAGUGAUGAGGAUGAGGAAAAUAAUGAAAAGCCUUCAAAGGAAAGGAUCAUGCAAAUGAUACGACAGAAAAAGGAGAUCAUCGAGAAAUUGAGAUGCCAACAAUGGAAUAUGAAAAGAAAAAGAAGGACUUUAAAGUAAUCGAGAGAUCAAUCUAUAAUAUCUUUAUAGAGUAACAAAAAGAUAUAUUUCCAAAAAAGAAGCCGAGGUCGAAAAAUGGCAUUUAUACAGAGUCGGGGCAACUAAGAAGCUCACUCAGUUCAUGAGAUGGUUCAGCAACGUGAAGAUAUACUUCAUUCCAUGGGAAUCUAAGAUUCGGCGGAUUGAGAGUAAGACUAAGUACAUUCAGUGUAAAUGAAACUUAUCUUCAGGUCAUUUCGGAACCGUCGUAUCUUCGUUUUUCGUAUUUCUACGAUGGCUGGUCUAUGUAAAUCUAAUUCUGAUUUCGAUUAUUUGUUUCUUCGUUGUUAUUCCCGAGGUAAGUGCAAAAUGUCAUCAAGUUAUUUCGUCGUUAACAGUGGCUUGAGGAUUCCCGAGGUUUACCGAGUCGAGUUCGACGGACAAAACAUAUAAAAGAAAUGCCACCCAGUAUACGAACACAUGCGGAUGAAUGGAAAACAAUACUUGACUUUGGAGUAUGUAAUAUUGAAAUAAUCAUUACAUAACUUUAGGGUUAUUUACAAUAUUCCUACAUAUUCUACGGGUACUAUAGUAGUGAUACUCUAGUACAACGAGGCCCUUUCAAGUAUCGAGUACCCCUGGCUUAUUUUAUAGUCAAUCUGUUUAUCCUGGGGUUCAGUUUAUUUAUGAUCCUUAAAAAGUAAGUUUUCUUAAUAGUAAUUACACUUAAAAGGGAGUUUUUACAACUUGAAGGAUGCCCCGGACAUUUCCAAACGACCACCUCAGGCUCUUUUCGUAUUUUGCAUAGUUGUUGUACUAGAAUAGCUAAACAUCGGCACGAACUGUUAGUCUCGGAAAUUACCGUAUACUGGGGUUACGGCAGAUACAAUUUUCAGAAAAAUUGGGUUCGUGUUUAAAAAUCCCAAAGAGUAAAAGGACAAAACCUCGCUGUUUUACGUUCUCGACCAUGAGGAACCUUUUCAUAAAUGACAUGGCCGUAGGAUGUAGCCUUCGAAUAUUUCGAAAAAUACCAAGGUAUAGUAUUAUACUAUUUUGAAUAACUUUUUUGCAGAGACCUUGUCUCAACCUUUGAAACCUCGUAAAAAUACUUUGACAUAGAUGUAACAACAUAUCAAAAAUGCGCGAAAAGAUGUUUUUGAAAGGUUUCGAAAGUUGAGACAAUUUAAAUGCCGAAAAGUUAUGAUCAAUAUGGUACCUUGGUCAUUUUCCAAGAAGUCGAAGGCUACAUCCUAGGGCAAUGUCAAUUAUGAAAAUGUUCCUCAUGGUCGAGAACGUAAAACAGCGAGGUUUUGCCCUUCUACUCCUUGGGGUUUUUGCACACGAACCCAAUCUUUUUGAAAAUUGUAUCUACCGUAACCCCCGUAUACGGUUAUUUCUGGAACUAAAAAAUUUUGCUGAUGUUUAGCUAUUCUAUACAAUAACCAUUCAACACAUCAAAAGAUUCUGAGACAGUCGUUUUCUGGAAAUGUCCCGCCCUUGUUAUGAAAAUGUUCAAUCUGUAAAAAAUUCCUUUUUAAACAGGAUGGCUGCCAAUGCCCGAGCAAGUAAAUUACAAGGCGGGAAAGUAAAUCAGUAUCCAUUUACUUGGAAAGUUGUAAAUGGAUGGGACUUUUCGAUUGGAAACCCGGAAACGGCGGUAUCUUUAUACAAGGCAAAUGUAACAAAAUUAAAAGAAGCCAUGGAGGAAUACAACCAGAAGGCACAGAAGAAAAUGAAGUGAGUUUACUCAAACUUUGAGCCAACUUUAUUUUAGUUUCACUCGAAUACUUAUACUGGUCUCGUCGAAUCUCGGAAUCACGGCCCUUUGUGCCUUGGCCGGAUUCUGUAUUUGGAAAGCGAGUCAGAUUACGGACAAGAAUACAAUUAUCAAGCAAGUAAGUCUAUAAAUCUUAAUAUGACUUCUAUUAAUUAAAGAAUGCUGUAUCCAUCAUCGUAUCACUGGCGACCCUGGUCCUACCUAAUGUAUUCGAAUUAAUAGGUCAUGUGGAACAUUUUCAUCCCCGAAAAGCAUUACGAAUACAUCUAGCAAGGUAAGUAAUCGGUAAUGCUUCAGUAGUCAUCUUUGCAGGGUGUUUUUUCUGUACAUCAUUGCCUAUUAUUCCCUAUUUGCUUCCCUAUUUUACAAACUGAACUCGCUCCAAGCCCAAUCGAAUAUUCUGGAUGAAACAGCCAUCCAAUCAUCGAAGCCAUUCAGUAUUGUCUACAACCCGAUGACUGAAAAAAACCAAUAUGAGGUUGUUAGUCCCAUACAAUCAGAAUCCGAACGCUUUGUGAGAGAAGCCAGAAGAAAGAAAUGGAGGAAGAAAGAGGUUGCCGAGACGGAGACGGUCUUCUCCUUGCCCGGGACCCUAACUACAUCUGCACCCAUCUCAGCUGUUUCACCAUGGACUACAGUAUUCCCAAACUACGGUCCUUUCGGUGUUGGGCUUUACAAUCCGAAAGCCAUUGUUGUAACAGACUUAAAAGGCCAAAAAACACACAAAACAAUAUAUGAAAGUAGACCCAUAGGUCAAUCUGAGGAUUGGAAAGGAGGAGAAACACAAUCUUUGCAUUACGCAAACUCACCAAGAAAUCGAUUCGAAUGGAGAUACAGUAAAUACAAAGGAGAUAUAUGUUGGGAGACAAUUAUGGGGCAAGAGAUCACCAAAUUAGUCAUCACCGAUCUGAUUAUGACUAUUAUUAUAAUCAUGGUCAUCGACUUCCUGAGAGGUUUAUGGGUCAGAUAUUGCAAUUCAUUUUGGUGUUGGAAUUUGGAAGAGCAAUUCGUAAGUAUUAGCAAAACAUAGUAUAUCAUAUUUUGAACUCAGCCUGAAUAUGGAGAAUUUAAAAUCUCAGAGAAUGUGUUACACUUGAUAAAAGAUCAGACUCUGGUCUGGCUUGGAACAAUCUUUGUUCCCCUAUUGCCAUUAAUCAACAUUAUGAAGUUGAUAAUCAUCAUGUAUAUCAGAGGAUGGGCAGUCAUGACUUGUAAUGUCCCGGCCAAGCAAAUCUUCAGAGCUUCCAGAUCCAACAACUUCUUCUUAAUCCUUUUAUUGGUGAUGUUUCUGGUGUCCACAAUUCCAGUUGGUUAUGUCAUCGCAUCCAUCCGCCCAUCUAGAAGUUGUGGUCCUUUUGCGUAAGUGCCGAAUCCAUUAUAUUUAAUGUCAUGUUUCAGCGGUCUUGAUCAUUUCUAUGACGUCAUUGGAGCAGCCCUUAGGAACAACCUCAACAAAAACGUGGUCGGAGCCAUUGAGAGUGUAAUGUCCCCUGGCAUCAUUGUCCCCGUAUUGCUGUUCUUGUUGUAAGUUGAACAGAUCACUCAGAAAAUUUCUCCUAGACUUGUCAUUUACUUCAUGUUCUCCUUGAUCAGAGGUCUUAAAGAGGCCAAUCAUGAGCUGUCUGAACAAUUGACGCAAGAGAGAACCGAAGAGAAAAAAAAGAUUUUCAAGUUAGCUGGAGGCAAAAGAAAGAGAGAAACCAAUGGACUUCAGAGACAAAGCAGCGAGAAGUCGCCCGUUUCUCCAACUGGAGAAAGAGUCAGUCUUCGGAGCAAUGGAACGACAAAGGUACAAACAACAAUUGAUAUUACUCUCUUCCUUUUAGUCAUUCCAAUUUGAGGAUCCAAAAGAAAAGCAUUCCUUAUCCAAAUCUCCUGUCAGAACUCCGUUCCUCCCAUCCCUACAGUAAGUAACUAGAGGGAGUUAAAAAAAUGUCAUCUAGGAGUGUUCAUGAAGAUGAUGGUGCAGAAGAUGAAGAGGAACCUACGCCUAAUAAGAAGCUCUUGAAGAAGGAUUCCACUCAGAGCUCAAGUGAUCCCAUAGAUAACGAACCUCCAGACGAUCUACCCGAGAUAAAAUUGAACUGGAAAGACAAACUCAUGAUCUGGAUUGGGAUCUCUGAUCGCGAUAAAAUCGAAGCAAGAUAUCGAAUGAGACAAUUGGCGCUAGCUUAUAAGCAAGAAAGAUACGAUAAAUACCAAUCAGAAGAAAGGGAAUCUGGACAAGAUUCAGAUAAAACAAAGUCUGACAAACAGAAUGAGACAUUGGAAGAAGCCGAAUACUCGCAGUCCACCAAUGAGGAAUAUUCGGAAGAGCCUUCAACUCAAGAAAAGAAUGUGCGCUGGCCUCAGGGCAGAUCCCGGAAGUCUCCUUGGCCCAGCAAUGCCCAAUUCAGCCAAGAAGACCCACGAGAUGUGACGAUAAUAAACAAGUAAAUAACAAUACUUUUUAUAACGCUGAACAGCUGAUUGUGUCGCAAAAGCAUAUCUAAUUUCAGCGGACGCGAAUCGCUUCAGCCAGGCCCCUCAAGGCAGAGCUCAAUGACUCCUAAGAAAAGAGCGCCCUCCAGGUAUUUCCUAUUACAUGUCCUUUUUAUUAUGUUGUUGUAGUCAAAAGUCGACACCAUGGCUGACGACACCAGAAUCGGCAAAAAGAAGUCAUUCUAUGAAUGAUCAGAGAUUACUUUCACCGUAAGUACUACAACACUAAAAUUACUUUUGAAGACCGUAUGAAAGGGAUUUGGCAUCAGAAGCGUCUCCAUUACUCGAAAGGAGAAACGAGAGCCUAAGGGAUGCAGACAGCAGACUGACUCCCUUCAAAAGAUCUCCACCAUCAGCAAUUCCGAGAAAAGCAUACAACGCUGGCUCAUUUGAUUACACCGGAGAAAGAACACCUGGCAUUUAUCAUGGCCAACAAGCCCGAGAAGAAGGACUUUGGGAUAGUGAUCUAAAGUAAGAAAGCCGACUAUGGUUUUAUGUAAUGCGCAUUUAGUGGUAAACUGGUAACAAGCACAGAUGAUCCGACGCGACCUCCUUCCGAAGAAGGCUCGUUCCGAGACCCAACACCAUCCAUAAAUGAGACCAGCGGAUUGCCCGAUGAUCUACUCAGCUAUGCUAACCCUUACAGCAGGUAACAUCCCGUUUUCGGAACUCAAUCUCAUAAUUGUCUUUUCAGUUACGCAGCUGCAAUGGCAUCUCCGGUAAUGGCGGAAGGUCUUUUGCCGUGCCCAGAGCCAUACCCAGCAUCAAUUCCACAGUCAAAUUAUCCCACUGCCCCUCCUAUUUUCCCUCACAUUCCGAUGAUCUCCUACCCCGACUGUCGUCCCUAUUCCACUCUCCAACCGGUCGAUUAUCGUCGAUUUACUCCAAACAGAAUCAUCCCACCACAACCACUGCCAAUUACUGGAUACAGCGGCUAUCCUUCUUAUCCCGGAUAUGGAACUCCAACUUCAUACCACUCUGUAACACCGGUAUCUCAGACACGAUCGGCAAGACAAGGAAGCGUACAUUCACAGCCAUUCACACCUUCACCUAUGAUGGACGCUUAUUAUCCUGCGUAAGCAUAUUUGGUUAUAUAAAAUAUUACUUUACCUACAGCCAAACUUUCACUCCAACCAGAACUCCCCAAAUUCAUCCAACUUCUCAACAAUCUUUUGUGACCCCAGAGUUCAUCCCCAAUUACAUCGAUGGUCGCAAUAGCUCACCUUCUGGAGGAUAUCAGAGUGGUAGUCCAAUUGUUGUAAGUUUAUAUUGUACACGACAUUAUCCGUUUAGGAGAGUCGAAAACCCAGAUUCAGAAUCUCGUCUUCUCCGCCACAUCGUCAACAAGCGGUAAGUCUGCAAUUUCACGAACAUUUUAAUUUCCGAAUGCAUUCGGAAACUUUCGAAAAAAGAGUCUCUAAAAAUGUACUAAAUGUAAAUAUCGAUUCGAUUGAUUGACGCUUUGCAAACUCUGGAAAACGAACAAUUAUUUAUUUUAGGCAUACUUAUCGGAGCCGGAUAGUGGAAGAGGGAGUGGAUCUGGCGGGGAUAUGGCCGUGCGGAGAUACGAAAUACGACAGCGAUCCCUUAAAGGUCAGCAAGGGGCGUCGACGACGACAGAUGACUCGACUUCGCCCGAACGAAGUCCUACCCGACAAAGUGUUCCGAAUGCAACACAUCAAACUACAGUGUGA
Molecule: messenger RNA, 6922 nt
Organism: Bursaphelenchus xylophilus (pine wood nematode)
Lineage: Eukaryota; Metazoa; Nematoda; Chromadorea; Rhabditida; Aphelenchoididae
Source: the annotation of a GenBank genome assembly